Molecule: messenger RNA, 1683 nt
Organism: Rhodotorula graminis WP1
Lineage: Eukaryota; Fungi; Basidiomycota; Microbotryomycetes; Sporidiobolales; Sporidiobolaceae
Exons: 10
Biological process (GO): transmembrane transport
Cellular component (GO): membrane
Molecular function (GO): myo-inositol:proton symporter activity
Source: RefSeq, a predicted model, not a curated record
GGCCUCGAGGACGAGCGCGAGCUCCUGUUCAAGGCGGCGCUCGUCGGCCGCGACCGCGACAACUUCGAGCAGCUGUCGGGCCUCACCGAGGAGGACAAGGACGUCUUGCGCAACGAGAAGCUUCAUCCCUACCGCCAGCCCAAGACGCUCUACUGGACGGUCUUCAUGUGCUCGAUGGCUGCUGUCGUUCAAGGCAUGGACGAGACGGUAAUCAAUGGCGCAAACCUGUUUUACCCGGAGCAGUUUGGCAUCGGCAGCGACUCGACCCGUGACACCCUCCUCCUCGGCCUCACGGCUUCGGCGCCCUACCUCUGCUCGGCCGUCUUCUCCUGCUGGCUCACGUACCCGCUCAACAAGUACUUCGGCCGUCGCGGCGCCAUCUUCAUCUCGACUCUGUGCGCCGGCCUCGGCUGCAUCUGGGGUGCGGUCACCGACACCUGGUGGCACCUCUUCAUCUCGCGGUUGUUUCUCGGCAUCGGCAUCGGGCCAAAGAGCGCGACUGUUCCGGUCUUUGCGAGCGAGAUUGCGCCGGCGAGGAUUCGCGGCUUCCUCGCCAUGCAGUGGCAGACCUGGACGGCUUUCGGCAUCUGCCUCGGCACGGUUUCGUCUCUCAUCUUCCAGAACGUCCCCGACAAGCCCGGCAUCACUGGCCUGAACUGGCGCCUCAUGCUCGGCUCAGCCUGCCUCCCGGCCGUGUUCGUGUGUCUGCAGGUCUACUUCGUCCCCGAGUCGCCGCGCUGGCUCAUCGGCAAGGGCCGACACCGCAAGGCGUUCGAGGCGCUCCUCAAGUUCCGCAGCACGCCGCUGCAGGCCGCCAUCGACCUGUACUACACGAGCAAGUGCAUCGAGGUCGAGGAGGAACUGGCUCGGAACCGCAGCCGCAGCCAGGUCGUCGAGAUGAUCAAGGUUCCUCGCAUUCGCCGAGCCCUCCUCGCGUCGAGCAUCGUCAUGUUUAUGCAACAGUUUUGCGGCAUCAACGCCAUAGCGUAUUGGUCUAGCAACAUAUUCCUUAACGCUGGCCAGUCCCGGACCGUCGCACUCUUGGCGUCCUGCGGGUACGGCCUCAUCAACUGGGUGUUCAGCUUCCCGGCGUUCAUCACGAUCGACGUCGCCGGUCGUCGAGCGCUGCUCCUCUUCACGCUGCCGUUCCUGUCGCUCUUCAUGUUCGUCGCCGGCGCCGGCUUCUACAUUCCGUCAACCACGGGCCAGCUCGCCAUGGUCACGACCGGCAUCUACCUGUUCGCCGCCUUCUACGGGCCCGGCGCAGGGCCGGUUCCAUUCACCUACAGCGCCGAGGUGUACCCGCUCCAAGUCCGCGAGCUCGGCAUGGCCUGGGCGACGGCGCUCACCUGGUUCUUCAACUUCAUCAACGCGCUCGUCUUCCCUCUGCAACUGCGCAAGUGGACGUCGUUCGGCGCGUUCGCCUGGUUCGGCGGGUGGAACGCCAUCCUCUGGGUCCUCGUUCUCUGCUUCUGCCCCGAGACCAAGGGCUUUACCCUCGAGGAGCUCGACGACGUCUUCUCGAUGAGCACGGCGCGCCAAGCCCGGUACGGCCUCGACUCGCCCGCGUACUGGUUCCGAAAGUACGUGCUGCGCCAGAAGGUGCACCGUGUCGCGCUCCAGCACUAUCACCCGAGCGAGGAGAAGGACAAGGCCGAGGUGCAGCACCGCGAGCUGGCCUGA